AUGACAGAGGCACAUGGUAGUGGCACCAACGCAAUAGAGGAACGUCCGCACAUCCACCGAGUAGCACUCAAAAUACCUCCUUUUUGGGCCGACGAGCCCGAACUAUGGUUUGCUCAGCUGGAAGGGCAGUUUAUGCUAGGAGGCAUAACGCAAGACAGUACGAAAUACGCUUACGUAUUGUCACACAUCGAAACAAAGCACGCCAAGGAAAUCAAGGAUCUAAUUACGAAGCCCCUUGCGGAGAACAAGUACGAAAAUUUAAAAAAAGCCCUAAUACAAAGACUAUCGAUUUCGCAAGAGCAACAGAUCCUACAGCUACUAGAACACGAAGAGAUAGGGGAUCGUAGGCCGUCACAAUUUCUACGACACCUACAAGCCCUUGCAAACUCCGCCAUCCCAGACCAGCUACUACGAACCCUGUGGAUGGGCAGACUGCCGUCACAACUGCAAGCCAUUUUAGCUACCCGAACGGCAGAUGAUCUUGAGGCAGUAGCCGAGCAGGCCGACCGCAUUCACGAGGUCGCCAACAGAGCUACAGGAGUCGCUAGCCUACAAUCUGCAACUCCAACGCUCGAGCAACAAAUCAAAGAACUCACUAAACAAGUAGCAAGUCUAAGCGGGCGAUUGUCACGGUCAACGGAGAAAAGCCAGAAACGUGACCGUUCCCAGAGCCACAGCAAAAAGAAAAGAAACGGAAGAGGGUAA
Molecule: messenger RNA, 705 nt
Organism: Solenopsis invicta (red fire ant)
Lineage: Eukaryota; Metazoa; Arthropoda; Insecta; Hymenoptera; Formicidae
Exons: 1
Coding region: 1-705 (234 amino acids)
Source: RefSeq, a predicted model, not a curated record